This is a messenger RNA of Anopheles merus, 9562 nucleotides long. It is a transcript of the gene jbug, whose product is annotated as filamin-C. The transcript is spliced from 17 exons. Gene Ontology annotation, biological process: actin cytoskeleton organization. The record is from RefSeq and is a predicted model, not a curated record. NCBI's taxonomy places the organism in Eukaryota, Metazoa, Arthropoda, Insecta, Diptera, Culicidae. Bases 426 to 9092 code for a protein of 2888 amino acids. Gene Ontology annotation, molecular function: actin filament binding.
CUGUCGAGCAGCGCAAGCGUUCGGACGCACGUAACUCCGGUCCCCGGAUCAAGCUGAACGGUUUGACGUUCACCACAGUGGAAUAAUAUUGUUGUUUACCAUCAAAUCAAAACCAGUGUUCGUGUGUGUGUGUGCGUGUGUGUGUGCGUGAUUGUUUCUAAUCAACAAGGUGCGGUCGUUGCAGGGCGUACACAUUUGCCAUCAGUUUCAUCGUGUGCUGUUAGAAGAUUGUUCACUCACAGAGCACAGUAGCGUGUGGCGUCGUCGUGCUGAUGUUGCUGCGAAGAAUCCGCACAGGUUCGUAAAAUGAGCAGCAACAGUUUUUGAGCACCGGAGCACUGCGCGAGCCCUAAACGGCACAACACCGAAAAAUCGAAGAGCAGGAAGGAGCAGAACGUCUAAAGCAUACCAAGCAAGCGCCCAACAUGGAGCUGCCGAAGGGAGCGAAAAUCACACACACCGGGCUGCUGCAGCACACGCCCGAUGGCAAGACGGAGCUGCAGAAGAUCACCCAGGCCGGGCUGGUGGCCCGCUCGCCCGAGGGUACGGCCGCCAAGGGCAUGAACAUACGCGGAAAUGAGGAUCUGUGGGUCGAGAUUCAGGCCAACACGUUCAAGAACUGGGUGAACGAGCAUCUGCGCGAGUCCGGGCUUCAGGUGAUUGAGUUCCACGAGGACUUUUGCGACGGCACGCUGCUCUGUGCGCUCGUCGAAGGGCUGCAGAAGCGCCCGCUCAAACCGUCCUGGAACAAGCGGCCCGCCAACCAGCACCACUACCUGGAGAACGUGACCACCGCGCUGAACGCGAUCGAGGCGGACGGCGUCAAGCUGGUCAACAUCGGCAAUGUGGACAUCGUGAACGGGAACGUGAAGCUCAUCCUGGGCCUGAUCUGGUCGCUGAUCGUGCGCUACCAGAUCGGGCGGAGUAAGUUCCCGCCGCGCAAGCUGAUGCUCGCCUGGUUGCAGGCCGCCCUGCCCGACUGCAAGGUGAGCAAUCUGACCACGGACUGGAACAGUGGCGUGCUGCUGUCCGCCCUGCUGGACUACUGCGAGCCGGGCCUGUUCCCGCACUGGCGCACGCUCAACCAGAGCGAAUCGGUGCGCAACUGCGAGCGGGCCAUGAACCUGGCGUACGAGCGGUUCGGCAUACCGAAGGUGCUCGAGCCGGAGUAUCUCGCUUCGCGCUGGCUGGACGAGCUGUCCGGCAUGACGUACCUGUCCUACUUCAUGCGCCCGGGCGGACCGGGCUACAACGCGACGAUGAAGUGGGUGAACGGACAGAUCAAGCGCCCCGUGACCAACUUUACGAGUGACUUCAACGAUGGAAAAGUGUUCUGCGAAAUCAUCAAAGAUCUUGGCGGCCCGGUGCCCGACCCGCACAAGCUCAGCUCGGACCCGUCCCAGUGGGAGAGCAACCAGCAGAAGGUGAUCGACGGUGGCCUCAAGCUGGGCGUUAAGCCCGUCCUGGCCGCGAAGGAUAUGGCCACGGCCGACGAGGAGCAUCUGGGCGUGAUGGCGUACACGACCUGGCUGCGGUGGGUCGUCCCACGCCCGCCGCUAGCGAACAUGCUGACGGUGCAGCUCGAGAGCACCUCCGGACGGGUCGGCGAGCCGACCGAGUUCCGGGUCGAGGCGCUGUCGCGCGAUGUCGACAUGUCGCGGGUGCGGGCGUACGUCGGCACGCCCAACACGAACACGCUCCAGCAGGUGCGGCUAGGUGCGCGGGGCGAGGGCACCUUCGUGCCGGACAAGUACGGCAUGCACGAGAUCGUGCUCGAGAUCGAUGACAACCAACUCGGUGGACACUUCUUCCGGGUACUCCCAAGGCUUGUACACGUGGCCCCGCCCGGUAUGGCGCCGUGCGCCCUCGGAAGCCUUGUGGAAGUGCUGGUCAACGCAACCGGUGCGCCGAAAACCGAGGACAUCCUAGUGACCGCCUACAGUCCUUCCGGGCGACCGCUCAAGUGUCCGUUGAAGAAGAUCGAGGAAGGACACAGUGCCAUUUUCAAGCCGGACGAAGCCGGCGUGUGGGAAAUUGCCAUAACGUACCAGGGCCGCCACAUCCAGGGCGGCCCGUUCACCUGCGCCGUGUUCGACCCGAGCGGCGUGUCCGUGCACGGGCUGGACGGCGCGAUGCCGCUGCGCGCGCACUCGUUCGAGGUGGACGCGCGCGGUGUCGGGGUGGCCGGCGAGCUGCACGUCGACAUCGUGCACGAGAAGCGCUCGCUGGUCUGUUCGGUCGAGCGGCUGCAGGAGAACAAGUACCAGGUCACGUUUAUGCCGCGCUCGAACGGCAAGCACCGCGUGUACGUGUACUUCAACGGGUACGACGUCAAGGGGUCGCCCUUUAUCAUGAAGGUCGGCUCGAAGGGGCGGUCGGGCAAGACGCGAACCAGCCCGCACCAGCACGACGGCAAGCUGCGCUCGGAAAGCCCCUCGUACCAUUUCAAUGCGUCCUCGCUGACGCGCAAGGCAGACACGCAGAGUGGAUCGCUGAGGCGCGAGAUCUACUCGCCACCGACGGUGCAAAAGUCGGGCUCACGGUCGCCGCAGGACUACGAGCCGGGCGGGUACAUCAAAAGCACCAGCAAGGAGACGUACACGAGCCGCGUAAUGUCCCCGGCCCGGCACAGUCCCUCGCCGAAGCUGCUGUUCCCGGCGACCGAGACGGAUUAUUCCGGCGGCUUUCGGCGCAGUACGGAGCUGCUGUCUCAGCGGCGUGAUUCGGACGAGCUGAAGACGAGCCCGGUACGGUUGGGUGGUGGUGGUGGCGGCGGCGUCGACGAAGCCGCCAGCUCGUACGUGAAGACGAUCCGCACGGAAAACCACACCACCAAGACGAUCCGUACCGUGCUCGACGGGGAGAGCAGCCCGAUCGCCCACAUCCGCGCCAGCCCCGGGCUGAAAAGCCCGCAAACGGUCGUGUCGGCGACGCUGCUGGAUACACGCACGGCCAGCCCGAAACCGCUGAUCACGACCACCAGCACCAGCACGUCCAGCACCCGGUACAUACCGUCGCCGGUGACGGAGCAGCGCGUCGCCAGCCCGAUUGCGAUGCACGAAAAGUCCAACGGCACGUACAAGGUGACGGAGCGUAACUCGACCUACAAGUCGACGGUAACGCGUGACGUCGUGCGGGACAGCCCGACGCUCGAGCGGGUCGUCCGCAGUCCGCUGACCACGGCCGCCGGCGCCAGCGUGGUGGACUACUCCUCCAACAUUAAGGUGAACGGGGCGAACGGGCAACCGUCGCGCCGGGACAGCUACGACGUGAUCAACAAAACGAAGCAUCUGUUCUCGCAGAACUCGCUGGAAUCGCUGGCCAAUCUUACCGAGCGGCAGCUCAACACGGACCUCACGUACGACCGCUCGACGCUGGACAAUCAGACGGAGAAGAACACACACUUUAACAAGUUUUCGCUCGGCACGGAGACGCAGCCGAGACGUCCGGUGAUCGAGGACGAGGGACUGUACCGUGCCGGCGGCUAUUUGAAGAACUAUCGGACGGAGUCGAACGAAUCGCGGUACGAGUCGAAGUACAGCUCCCAGCUGAAGGGUGGAUUCGAACCGAUCGGGCGGGAUGUUAGCGGUGCGCGGGCUAUCCGCGUGCAGGACAUACCGGACGGUGUGCUGGGUCGGCCGGUAGAGUUUGAGAUCGAUGGUUCACAGGCCGGUUCGGGAAAUCUGGAAAUCCUUGUCAACGGGGGUCGCGUCACGUCGGCAGUGCGGGCGCUCGGCAAUCAGCGCUUCAUCGCCAGCUUCACGCCGCACGAGUCCGGCACCCACACGGUGCAGAUCACCUUCAACGAGGAAACCGUUCCCGGCUCACCUUGGAAUAUCAACAUCAUGUCGUCACCAGGGCUCACGGCUCUCGGUGAGUCCACGCGGCUAGUGCCGGCGAACCUGCCGGCGGUUUUUGAGGUGCUGCCGCCCCCGGGCGCCUCGAUCCGUGGCAGCGACUGCGUCGCCACCGUGCUCUCCCCGAGCAAGACCAAAGUGUCCGCCCGGGUGACGCACGAGUCGGCCAACGGUUCGCUCCGGAUCGAGUUCGUCCCGUCGGAGGUCGGCACGCACAUUAUCGAAGCAUCGAUCGGGGGUACCACCCUCGUGGGCGGUCCGCUCAUCGCCAAGGUGUACGACUCGAGCCUGAUCCAGGUGACGGACGUGAACGGCGGUGUCGUUGGGCAGCCGUGCCAGUUCCGCGUCGACGCGAGCGCAGCCGGCGAGGGGCAGCUGGAAAUUUCGAUCAACGAAGGCGAAGUGCCAAACCACGUGCAGGUGGUGGGCGGUGGCCGCUGUUUGGUGUCGUUCACGCCCGAGCAAGCCAAACCACAUCUGAUCGAUAUCAAGUUUAACGGUGAAACGGUCAUCGGCUGCCCGUUCGUGUGCUCGGUCGCCGAUACGAGCCGCGUUCUGCUGAACCUCACCAAUCUGGAGCUGAUCCCGGUCAACCGGCCGGCCUCGUUUCACAUCACCGUCAGCGGUGGUGGUGCGGCCGAGCUGGCCGUCAGUGUGCGCGGACCGCAGGGUGAGCUGCCGGUGCGCGUAACCGGCGACAUCCAUGCCGGGUUUACGGCCGAAUUUACGCCGAACCACGUCGGCGCGCACACGAUCAACGUCGAGUACAAUGGCUAUCCGGUGCAGGGCACACCGUUCGUGGCGAAAUCGUACGACGCCACCAAGGUGGCGGUCGGGUCCGUGUCCAAGGGUACGGUCGGCCGGCCGGUACAGUUCACCGUCGAUGCGGGCGACGCGGGCGAAGGCAACCUCGAGAUAACGAUCUCGGCCAAGGGCCACAACAUUCCCACGCAGGUGCAUCCGCAGGGAAAUGCCAAAUUCGCCGUCUCGUUCGUGCCGGCCGAACCGUGCGAGCACAUCAUCAACGUGUCGUUCAACAAAAUGCUUGUCCCCGGCUGCCCGAUCACCGUCAUCAUCAACGGCGGCACGACCGGGCCGCAGGUGUCGCUCGGCGGGCCCGGCCCGCUCCACAUGCCCAACUCGCUGGUCAUCAACCACGCCGGAGGCCGCCUGGAGGACAUCGAAGUGAACGUCGAAGGCCCCUCCGGUCAUUCGGUACCGGCGCAGGUCUUACAGACGGCCGACGGUGUGUUUAAGGCCGAGUUUGUACCGCGCGUUGUCGGCGAGCAUCGGGUCAGCGUAACCGUCGAGGGACAGCCGACCGUCGGCAGCCCGUACUCAGCGAAGGUCUACGACGUUACCGCGAUCAAGGUAAAGAACGUUAACAAUGGAACCGUCGGGAAGCCGGUCGUAUUCUUGGUCGAAACAUCCCAGGCCGGACCGGGCAAUCUGGAGGUGACGGUCAAUGGCGGCCGCGUACCAACGUCCGCCCAGGCGCAGGGUCAACACACUUACGCGAUCAGCUUCACGCCCCGCGAGGCACAGAACCACACGGUCGAGCUGCGGUUCAACGGGCAGGACGUGCCGGGCAGUCCGUUCACCUGUAAGGUAUCGCCGGCCGCCCGCAUCGUGAGCAGCGAUCUGACCGACAAGGUAAGCGUCGGCCAUACGUUUGACUUUGUCGUCGAGUCCGACAUUGCGCCCGUGGUGGAAGUGCUCGGCCCUGCCCGUCGUCCCGUCCGUGCCGACAUUGUCCCGGCGGUCCCCCCAACGUCCGGCUAUCGGGUCAAGUUCGAACCGGUCGAGGUCGGUGACCACUCGGUCGAGGUACGGCUGCCGGGCAGCGGUCACGUCGAGGGCAGCCCCUUCCUGCUGAAAGCGUACUCCGCCGAGAAGGUGGUCGUCACGGACAUACGGCCCGGUGUCGUAGGCAAAAGCGUCAGCUUCGGCAUCAACGCGAGCCAGGCCGGGGCGGGCAAUUUGGAGAUCAUCGUUGCGGUGGGCGGCAAGAACGUGCCCAACUUUGUGCAGUCUGAGGGAAAUGCACGGUUCAAGGUGAACUUUAAGCCGACGGAAGCGGCCACCCAUUCGCUGUCGGUCCGGUUCAAUGGCUACCCGGUGCCGGGAUCACCGUUCGCCUGCCACGUCACGCAUGCGCCCGUUUCCCUCUCGAAAGCGAUCGCGACCGGCGAGUGUCUGCGGCAGGCACCGGUCAAGGCGGAGAGCGUGUUCGAGCUGGAGGGUUUCGAUGGCAUCGAUCCGCAGGUGCUGAUAACGGCCCCGUCCGGCGACACCGUCACGUCGCGCGUCAGCUUCCGCGACGAGGUGCAUCUGGUCGCGUUCGUGCCGACGUCCGUUGGGCGUCAUCUGAUCAGCGUCACCGCGAACGACCAGCACAUCAACGGAUCGCCGUUCUCGUGCAACGUGUUCGAUGUGUCGCGCGUAUCGAUCAGUGGACUGGAUCCGCGCAGCACGAUGGCUUCGCUCGGGGUGCCGCUGACGUUUAGCGUCGAUGCGGCCGGUGCCGGCGAGGGAACACUGGAGCUUGUCGUGUCCACCGCAACCAGCACGGUGAAGGCGGAGGUGACGGCCUGCGCCCGCGGGCUGUACGACGUCACGUUCAUACCGCAGAGCUGCGAGCCGCACUUUGUCAACAUCACGUUCAACGAUCUGCCGGUCGAGGGCAGCCCGUUCCGGUGCGAGGUGCAGCAGAACACGCAGCACGUGCAGGUGGGCAACACGACCCUGAUCGAUCUGAUGGCGGACGACCAGACGGUGGAGAUAUUCGACCCGGAGAACAAGCUCGUCCCGUUCACGCUGUCGCGCAAGGCGGCCGAGUUUCGGGCGGCCAAGAUUGGCCAGUACGUGGUGCGGUACAUCGAUCAGGAGACGCGCAACUUCAUUGCGGCCCGCACGAUCAACGUGUUCGACCCGUCGAUGGUGAAGAUUGUGGAGGUCGGCGAGGCGUACUGCCACAAGCCGGCGUCGCUCGUGGUGUCGACGAACGAGGCGGGACAGGGUACGCUUACGUCGAUGGUACGGUGCGGUGGGCUGGAGGUACCGCAUUCCAUCCGCGGCACGGCCAAUGGGGGCGUGUGGGAGAUCGUGUACCAUCCGACGCGCGUCGCCCCGCACAAGAUCAUGAUCCUGUACAACCAGGUGCCGAUCUCGAACAAAGCCAUCGAAAUCAAUGUCCUGGCGCCGGCGAUGAGCAAGGAGAUCACCGUGAACGGGUUGGGAUUGUAUCAGGCGCGCGUUGGCAAGACGACCUCGUUCGCGAUCGACACCGUUGGCCAUCCGGCGCGUGAGUUUGAUGUCGUUGUGUCCGGCCCGGGCGGUCAGGCACUGCCCGUUCGAUGCUACCAGACCAAGGGAGGUCAUUUGCAGGCCGAGUUCACCGUCCAGAAAGUUGGUCAAUGUUUGAUUGAUGUUCUCCAUCAAUCGAAACCAUUGAUGGGCAGUCCGUACACGUGCGAGUCGUACGAUCCGACCAAGAUUCAGCUGCAGAAGGUGCCGAAGAUGAACCUUUGCGCCAACUCGCCCAUCUCGUGGAUAGUGCAAUCGGAAUCGGCCGGUGUGGCCGAGAUCGAGGUGACCGUACUGUCACCCACCGGCCAAAACGUCCCCGUGAAGCUGACCCAGCAGGAUGACUACGAGCAUUCGAUCGAAUUCGUACCGCAGGCGGCCGGACACUACAAGGCCACGGUCAUGUACGGCGGUGAGGCGGUCCCGAACAGCCCCAUCACGUUCGCCGUCCAGUCGGCCGGUGGCAAGAGCGACAGCCACGCAUCGGGCAACGGGCUGGAGGUGGCCCACCGGGGCAAGGAAACCUCGUUCGUCGUGUUCUGCCCGACCGCACCGAACGUGCAGAUCGAGCGGACCGACGAGCAGGCGGAGCGCAUCGAGCCGCGCAUCAAAAACAUGGGCAACAACCAGUGGAAGAUCUUCUACACGAUCCUCACCGUCGGCCGGUACGAGAUACGGGCGAGCUGCACGAACCGUGGCCCCCUGCCCGGUUCGCCCUGGAACAUUGCCUGUCUCGAUCCGGCCAAGGUCACGCCGAUCGGUGGCUGGGGCUCCUGUCUGGACAGCAGCGGGAAGCUGGUGCUGCCGAGCAAGAUCGUGUUCGACACGAGCAUGGCCGGACCGGGCGAACUCACCUGCUACGUGGACGAUGCCGAGGUGAUGGUGGAAAAGCAGGGCAGCGGCAAAUGCGUCCUCUUCCUUUCCGACGACGGGCUGGCCAAGGGUGAGCACAGCUUCGACCUGACCUGGUCCGGGCUGCCCAUCUCGCAGAGUCCCGGCUUCGUGUACGUCACCGGCAUGACGAUCGGCUCCGACCGGGUAGUGCUAACCGGGCGCGGUCUCACCACGGCCCAGGUCGGCGAAGUGUCCCACUUCACGAUCGACGCAACGGACGCCCUGUCCGGCAAGCCGGAAGUGCACAUGGCGUACGAUGACGGUGAACCGCUCCCCGUGACGCUACUCCAGCCCCGCCCGAACGAACUGAUCUGGCUGGCAUCGUACAACCCGCACAAAUCGACCGGUGGCCCCCUCAGCCUCGAGGUGGAAUGGAACGGGCGCAUUAUCAAGGGCUGCCCCCUAACGAUACCGGUCGGACCGGCCGUCGAUGCAGCGAAAGUGCUCUGCUCUGGCGAGGGGCUGCGCAAUGGCGUCGUGGGGCGGGAGAUUAAAUCCUGGAUCGAUACGCGCCGCGCAGGGCCGGGCGAACUGACCGCCCACUGUGCCGGACCGCGCAAGGUUGCGUACUGCGAGCUGUACGAUCAUGGCGACGCGACGUUUACGCUGAACGUGAAACCGCAGGAACCGGGCCGCCAUACGCUCACGAUCAAGUACGGUGGGCAGCACGUGCCCGGGUCGCCGUACACGCUGCGGGUUGUCGGGGCGCCGGACGCGAGCAAGGUGCGCGUGUACGGGCCGGGCAUCGAGCAUGGCGUGCUGGCGACGUUCCAGUCGCGGUUCAUCGUGGAUACGCGCGGUGCCGGCGCCGGCCAGCUAACGGUGCGCGUUCGCGGCCCGAAGGGUGCGUUCCGGGUGGAGAUGCAGCGCGAAAGCCAAAAGGACCGAACCAUCCUGUGCAAGUACGAUCCCACCGAACCGGGCGACUAUCGGGUGGAGGUCAAGUGGGCCGGCGAGCUCGUGCCCGGUUCGCCCUUCCCCGUGCUCAUCUUCGACACGCAGGAGGAGCUGAAACGAUUUCUUCACGGCAACUAACGCGUCUUGAGAGCAACAAAAAGAAAAGGAAAAAGAAAAAGACCCCCUUCUGUUAGCUUGUAAGCACGGGAAACACAGUAAAGCGUGUGGAGUGUGUGCUCCGGGACCCACCCAUCGCUUGCCUCCAUCCCACCACCACCUCUGUUUUGUCUAGCGACUUUGUGGUGUUGGCGCGGUGUGUUUUAGAGAUGUGCCGAAACCGUUGUUAAUUUUAAUUGUUUAAGUUUUACUGUCCGUGCGUGGGCACGCACGCAUGGUUCGUGUGUCCAACGAUUACUUUAGCCUUUAGCCUCUAAUAGUGCUAACCGAACGGAUGAAAGGAUGUUUAAUGUUAAGAGAGAGUGAGGUAGUCCCGCCUGGGUGCGCUUCUGUUUUGUUAAUUGUAUAAAAAAAAUGGCCUGCACCAUGCGCGCUGCGGGAAACUAAACGAAAUGAAUUAAUAAACUCGAACCUUGUUACACACAUAUUAA